Messenger RNA from Paramecium tetraurelia, 1056 nucleotides. RefSeq lists its product as uncharacterized. NCBI's taxonomy places the organism in Eukaryota, Ciliophora, Oligohymenophorea, Peniculida, Parameciidae. The record is from RefSeq and is a predicted model, not a curated record. Gene Ontology annotation, biological process: D-ribose metabolic process. The transcript has 6 exons. Gene Ontology annotation, molecular function: ribokinase activity.
AUGCAAUAAUCUCAAUACUAGAUCUGUGUGUUAGGAAGUGCGAAUUCUGAUCAUUUCCUUGAAGUUGAAGACUUUCCUAAAGAAGGAGAGACUAUCGCUUCUAAGAAAUCCUAUUUAAAAAAUGGAGGCAAGGGGGCUAAUCAAGCAGUUGCAUCGGCUCUGCUUAAAUCCAAGAUCAUCUUUGCAGGUCAAAUUGGAAAGGAUGAGCUUGGCUAAUUGUUAGUCAAAGAAAUGACAUUGGCAGGAGUAGAUUUAACUGCCCUUAGAAAAGUAGAUGAAUAAACAGGAUAGGCCAUAAUUCUGUUAAAUAAGAAAGGAGAAAAUCUUAUCAUCAUCGUUGCAGGAGCUAAUGGAUAUUAUGAAACCUUGGAUGUCUUACCACAGGAAUACCAAUAAGCUAUUGAAUCAUCAGAUUUAUUGUAAUUACAAAUGGAAGUACCACAGUCCAUCAACAUCUUGGCUGCUAAAUAUAUGAGCCAAAAUGAUAAGAUUACAGUUUUGGAUUGCGGAGGCAAAGCUGAGAAAUUAAAGAGUGAUUUCCUUGAGAAAUUGACAAUUGUGAGUCCCAACGAAACAGAAUUGGAGCGUAUCUUAGGAGAAGAUCUUAAUAUGGAUGCAGAUUCAAAUGCAGAAGAGUUUCUUACCAAAACCAUACAUGACAAGGUGUUCACUCGUUAUCCAGAUUUAAUUGUUCUAUUGAAGUUAGGUUCGAAUGGAAGUAUGCUUGUGACUAAAGGAUAUAGUGUAAGAUGUCAAACAGUGACACAAUUAAACCCUAACAUUUUGGAAGAGUACAAAAUCGUCGAUACUGUUGGUGCUGGUGAUUGUUUCACUUCUGCAUUUACUGUGUCAUUUUACAAUUCCUUAAUUGAGUUUGGACCAGCCAGAAUUUCAACUCUGAGAAAGAUAGACGUUGAAACACAAAAGAAAUUGUUCUACAAGGCCAUGCAUUUCGGAAGUGCUUCUGCAUUCUUGUGCAUUACUAAACAUGGUGCUAUGCCAUCAAUGCCAAAGUUUGAGACAGUAGACAAUUUCAUCAAGAAGUAUUUCCCAUGA